Diabrotica virgifera virgifera (western corn rootworm) is the source of this 3336-nucleotide messenger RNA. It is a transcript of the gene SrpRalpha, whose product is annotated as signal recognition particle receptor subunit alpha homolog. Gene Ontology annotation, molecular function: ATP hydrolysis activity; GTP binding; signal recognition particle binding. The transcript is spliced from 8 exons. Gene Ontology annotation, biological process: SRP-dependent cotranslational protein targeting to membrane. The record is from RefSeq and is a predicted model, not a curated record. Gene Ontology annotation, cellular component: endoplasmic reticulum membrane; signal recognition particle receptor complex. NCBI's taxonomy places the organism in Eukaryota, Metazoa, Arthropoda, Insecta, Coleoptera, Chrysomelidae. Bases 76 to 1941 code for a protein of 621 amino acids.
GUGACAGUUUUCGCAGUGACGUGCUUGUCAGGGGGUGACGUGUUAAUUUAAUAAACAAUUACUGCAUUGGGCAAAAUGUUGGAUUUAUUUACAAUUUUUAGUAAAGGAGGCAUAGUAUUAUGGUGCUUCCAAAGUACAAAUCAAAUAUUCACUCCUUCUGUUAAUGCUUUAAUAAAGAAUGUCAUUUUACAGGAAAGAAGUGGUGUAAAAACAUUCGACCACGAUGGGUUAAUUCUCCAGUAUAAGUUAGACAAUGAGUUCGACUUAGUAUUUGUUGUUGCAUACCAAAAGAUACUGCAGCUGUCUUAUGUAGACAAAUUUCUGAAUGAUAUUCAUCUUGAAUUCAGAGACAAGUAUAAAAAUGAGCUUACUGAGAAGUUGUAUUUUCAAGAUUUUAGCUUUGUGGAUACUUAUAAUUCCACAUUAAAGUCGGCUGAGAAUUGGUCUAAGGUUCAAUUAAAGCAGCCGAAACAGAUGAGGACUUUUGAGGAGUCUUUUAAAUCUAAAAAGACUGUUUCAUCUAUGAUAGAAAGGAAGGGUGAAGAAAAACCACAGAAACCAAUUAAAAAGAAGGAAGUGAACUUCAGUACUGAGGAAAAAACUAUUGCACCUCCAUCACCUCAAUCUCAGAAGAAUGGACUUAUUGAUGAAGAAACCUUAGCUAUGAAUAGAGCAAAAUUUGCAAAGAAGAUGCAGAAAAAGAAACCAGAGGCAAAGAAGAGUCCUAAAAGUCCUCCUGCAGAAAAAGCGGGCAAAAAACCCAGGGUAUGGGAUUUAAGCGGGUCUAACAAGGAUGUGGAUCUAUUGGAACGAACAACAGAUAGACCUGAAGAUGCCAGAAGUAAUUAUACACCAGAUGCUGAUAUGGUUGGUCAAAUGAAAGGUGUAAUUAAAGAUCUAGAAGUGGAAUCUUCUGAUGAAGAAUACGAAGACGAGGAAGAAGUUGAAACCGUUCAACAGAGCAAACCAGCCCCCAAAGGAGGAAUGUUCUCUAUCUUUAGAGGUCUAGUCGGUUCAAAGAACCUGACCAAAUCUGAUAUGGAACCGGUUUUGGAGAAGAUGAAAGACCAUCUUAUUGCUAAAAAUGUUGCUGCAGAUAUUUCGGAAAAGCUUUGUGAUUCCGUCGCAACUAAAUUGGAGGGAAAAGUAUUGGGGACCUUCGAUAGUGUUGCUACGACUGUGAAGAAUACUCUAAAUGAAUCUUUGGUACAAAUUUUAAGUCCAAAAAGAAGGGUUGACAUUCUUAGAGAUUGCAUGGAAGCGCAAAAGGCUAACAGACCUUAUGUCAUGACUUUUUGUGGUGUAAAUGGUGUGGGAAAAUCAACAAACCUCGCGAAAAUCUGUUUUUGGUUGAUCGAAAACAACAUGCGGGUACUUAUAGCAGCUUGUGAUACGUUCAGGGCUGGAGCGGUUGAACAACUUCGAACUCAUAUGAGACAUCUCAAUGCCCUUCAUCCAGCCGAUAGGCACGGAGGACGCGAAAUGGUCCAGUUGUAUGAAAAAGGAUACGGUAAAGAUGCUGCGGGUAUAGCCAUGGAAGCAAUUAAGUUUGCUAGGGAUUCUAGAAUCGACGUUGUGUUAAUUGAUACCGCUGGAAGAAUGCAAGAUAACGAGCCUUUGAUGAGAGCCUUAACCAAGCUGAUUAAAGUUAAUGAACCUGAUCUGGUACUCUUCGUAGGAGAAGCUCUUGUUGGUAAUGAAGCCGUCGAUCAGUUGGUAAAAUUCAAUCAAGCUCUUGCAGAUUAUUCAUCUAGUACUAAUCCACACAUCAUAGAUGGCAUUGUAUUAACCAAAUUCGACACAAUUGAUGAUAAGGUUGGAGCUGCAAUAUCAAUGACGUAUAUAACUGGUCAACCUAUAGUUUUUGUUGGAACUGGUCAAACCUAUACAGACUUGAAAGCCUUAAAUGCGAAAACGGUGGUGCAUUCGCUCAUGAAGUAAUUUAUUCUUAAAAAGAUGCCUUAAUUAUUAUCAUUCUAAAUCGUUAAACGAAGUUCUAAGGUCGAAAGAUGAGACAUUAGAUAAUUGUGAUUUUAUUUUCAUUUCAGAGUUUUAACGUAUUUUAUUUGCCUCUUUAUGAAGUCGGCUCAUGUGUUUCAAAUUGUAAGAAGACAUAUUUGAUAUUUUUCAAUCCCAUUAGCAAUUUAUAUGGACUUUGCAUAAUGUGCAAUGCUUAUAAAUGAUGAAACAAUAGAUAAGCUAUAAAAUUGAAAAUUAAUUUUUGUGAAAAAUCUAUUUUAGGAUCACUCAAAUUUGAACAUUUUUCAUAUCGUUUUUUAUUAUACAUUUCUUUGUAAACAAUACAGACUAGACUAAGGAAUAUAAGUUAAUGAAUUUCAAUAAUAUGAAUAGUUAUAAGUUGUUAUAUGUAUGUAUAACUUACAGCUUACAGGGGUCUAGGACGUUUCAUCGCCGCCGUUUCGAUGCCGCCAGUUCGAUGCCGAUGCCGGCCGAUUCAUCGCCAGUCAAUUAAUCGCUAUCUGAUAUAUUUCCGAAUUUUCGACAGUUACAAUUAUUAUUUAUUUUUAGUAUUAAUUAGGAAUUCUAGGAAAUGCGAGAUAUGACGGCGCUGAAAUGGACUGGCGAUGAAUCGGCGGCAUCGAAACGGCGGCGAUGAACCGGCGGCCAUGAAACGUCCCAUUCCGGCUUACAGUUACUAAUAUUUGGCACGUUUCAAAAUCUUUUAAUAAAAAUAUGUUGGAAUAGGAUUGAAACCGUCGACUUUUUGGAUAUCCUUUUUACAUUCUAUUUUCACACAUUUCUUGCAAGUUUUACGUUAAGAAAAUUUUAAGUAUGUAUUACAAUAUCUUCUUUAGCAGAUUCUUAGUUUUCCAUAUUCGCCUGUCUUGAGCUGCCUGGGAGAAGAGGCAGUCUCUUCCUGCCUCUUCUUUAAUAUCGUUGAUCCACCUUUUUUGCUGUCUUGCUAAGCCUUGUUUAUGUGCUGCUCUUUGUAGCCAUUGUAUUAUUCUCUUUGCUCACUUUUCUCUUUCUCUUGUCCACAUGUCCUGUCCAUUUCCAUUUAGAUUUUGCGACAUCUUCGAUAUUAUCUUUUACAUUGGUUCUAUCUUCUUAGAUCUCUAAUUACAAUUAUAUUAAACAUUUUUUUUUAUAAAUUGUCUCAUCUUUCAUACAUUAUUAAAUAUUAUAUCGUAUCAUUAUAAGGUUCCAUCGAUUUUGUAGGUUAUAUAGAACAUUGGUUAUUAAAUCACGUUUAUUUUAAAAAUAGUUUUUUAUACUUUUCUGUUACAUUGAUUUUAUGCAUUUUAUGGUGAUAUUUUUGUAUUUUGGUUUAAAUUAUUGUAAAAUCUAAAUUGUUUUCAUAAACAGUAAAAGACA